Penicillium hordei is the source of this 1281-nucleotide messenger RNA. RefSeq lists its product as uncharacterized. The transcript has 2 exons. NCBI's taxonomy places the organism in Eukaryota, Fungi, Ascomycota, Eurotiomycetes, Eurotiales, Aspergillaceae. Bases 1 to 1281 code for a protein of 426 amino acids. The record is from RefSeq and is a predicted model, not a curated record.
AUGACAGACCCAGGGAUGGACCAGUUCGCACAGACUCGCGGCGCCGACGACCUAUUCGACGAUGAGAUUAUCCCGAUAUCCACAGAAGAACAGCAGGCGCAGACAGAGGUCAUUACUCCCGAUCCAGAGCCAGAGCCAGAGCCACAGGAGGUACAGGUACCCGAGAAGCCAGCUCCCGAGCAGCCGAUUCCACGUGGGGAGACUCCGCAGCGGGGCCGUGGCGGUGAACGAGGCCGGGGACGACGGGGUCGGGGUAAAGGAGGGCGCGGUGGACGGGAGUCAGAGCAAAAGCGGUCAGAAAGCUCUCCGCGCAAGAAGAACCCUGUCAAUGCGCCUGCUGCCGAUGCGCGCGAGGCUGGUUCUUUGAAAUCGAAGCCUGAGAAGCCCGAGAAACCCGUUGAGACUAAAGAGCCCAAAGAGCAGACCGAUCCGAUUGAAGAGGGUAAUGGUGAAGAUCUGAAUGCGAAUGGAGCCGAGGCCCAGCGUGUCCCGGCUGUUCGUGGUGAUCGGAGUGCCACUGGUGGCCUGAGAAAGCCUAAACUCACGGAAGAGGAACUAUCGAAACGAAUUGCUGCAGCCAAGGAGAACGCCGUAAAGAAGGCUGCUGCUCACGCCCGCGCCGAAGCUGAUCAGGCUUCGUUCAUGGAGCGCGAGCAGGAGGCAGCGAAGAAACGUCGCGAGGAACUCGCGCACCGCCGCGUAAUGGAUAGUGAACGUGAGAAAAACAGACAGCGGAAACUUAAGGCCCAGACGGGGCGUGAGUGGGACUCGCAGAAACGCGAGGAAGAUUAUGACCCCCGUGGUGGUGGCAGUCAAUUCCGACGCGGUAUGCAUGGUGGUGUGUCUGGCGCCGUGCGACGAGACUUCGAAGAUGCCCGUUCAGAAGAGGCUGCAGAUCACUCUGGUGGCAACCGCGGUCGUGGACGCGGUGGUCGAGGUGGCCGUGACCGUGGGUCACCGCGUACCCCACAGGGAGAUCGGCGACGCAAGGGCUUAUCUGACAGUAUAUUUGCAACAGAGAGCCCUGCUGCACUGGGGCUGGAUGAUAAGAGUGCAUUCCCGGCUUUGCCUGAGGCACCCAAGAAGACUGAGAUGAAGAAGACUGAGACUAAACCUGCUCCCACGCCGGAGACUAAGGCUAAGACUGAGACUAAAGUCGAGCCCAAAACUGAAACCGAAAGUGCUCCUGCGGCUUCCAAGCCACAAUCAGCGAUGGAUAAAUUAGACUCUACAUUUUCACCCAUAACUGGAACUUGGGCAGACCAGUUUGAGGAUGAGUGA